Molecule: messenger RNA, 4423 nt
Organism: Astyanax mexicanus (Mexican tetra)
Lineage: Eukaryota; Metazoa; Chordata; Actinopteri; Characiformes; Acestrorhamphidae
Gene: rbms1b
Product: RNA-binding motif, single-stranded-interacting protein 1
Exons: 14
Coding region: 355-1539 (394 amino acids)
Cellular component (GO): cytosol; ribonucleoprotein complex; nucleus
Molecular function (GO): mRNA 3'-UTR binding; poly(A) binding; poly(U) RNA binding
Source: RefSeq, a predicted model, not a curated record
AAUGAACGGAGCUAAACAAACGGGUUGGGCAAUCCAGCCAAGUUCAGCUGAGCCGCAGGAUACCUAACCCAGCUAUAUCUAACCUAACCCAGCUAUAUCUAACCUAACCCAGCUAUCUGUCUCUCUAUCUACCCGCUCUCCGCGCGGCGACACUCCGCGCUGCUAACAGAAGUGUUUAUAACUCAAAUUCAGCAGCUCUGUCGGCCGGUCUCUAUGUUUUAUAGACUCAAAUGUACAACUUUAGCAGCCGUCUCUCUCUCGGACUCUGGCAGUAACCAGCAGCAGGCGACCGACAACAACUGACAGUAAAGCAGCUUCACCCCGGCGGGGAAAGUCGAUACUUCCAGCACGAGAAUGAUUUUUGCGAAUUCUGGCAACCCGCUGAGAACUCCGUAUCGCAAACAGCCCCCUGUUGGCCCCUCGUCCCAGCCCAUGGCCCCACCUAGCCCCGGAACCAACAGCAGCACCAAUCAGAGCAGCAGUAGCAGCAGCACGGCAGGCUGGGAGCAGCUCAGCAAAACCAACCUGUACAUCCGGGGGUUGCCCCCGGCAACCACCGACCAUGACCUGGUCAAGCUCUGCCAGCCUUAUGGCAAAAUCGUAUCAACGAAGGCCAUCCUGGAUAAAACUACAAACAAAUGCAAAGGUUAUGGCUUUGUGGACUUUGACAGCCCUGCUGCUGCACAGAAAGCAGUCAACGCUUUAAAAACCAACGGCGUGCAGGCACAGAUGGCAAAGCAACAGGAGCAGGACCCCACUAACCUGUACAUUUCAAACCUGCCACUGACUAUGGACGAGCAGGAUCUGGAGUCUAUGCUGAAGCCCUUUGGUCAGGUGGUCUCCACACGAAUACUCCGGGACGCUAACGGGGCUAGCCGAGGAGUCGGAUUUGCCAGAAUGGAGUCCACAGAAAAAUGUGACGCUGUUAUUUCUCACUUCAAUGGAAAGUUUCUCAAGAUGCCAGCUGGAGUAAUGGCCCCUAGUGAGCCGCUGCUGUGCAAGUUUGCAGAUGGAGGGCAGAAGAAGCGACAGAGCCAAAAUAAAUACGUGCCGAACGGCCGAGCGUGGGCCAGAGAUGGAGAGGCCAGACUUGCGGGAAUGACGCUCACAUAUGACCCUACUGCUGCAGCUAUGCAGAAUGGGUUUUACCCCAGUCCCUACAGCAUUACCAACCGAUUGAUCCCGCAGACGGCCAUGUCACCAUACCUCUCCCAAGUGUCCACAUACCCGGUGCAAAAUCCAUCCUGGGUCACCCACCAGCCCUACAUUAUGCAACAUCCGGGAGCUGUAAUAUCACCCUCUAUGGAUCCCUCCAUGUCACUGCAGCCAACGUCCAUGAUGAGCCCCCUCACGCAGCAGAUGAGUCACCUCUCUCUGGGCAGCACAGGAGCGUUCAUGCCGGCUAACGCAGUGAUGCAGAGCGCGUACAUCCCUCAGUACACUCCUAUGCAGGCUUCUGCAGUGGAGGAAAACAGUCCACAGCCUCAGGUGGAGUCCUCUGGUGAUCAUUCUCCCUACACCUACCAACAAAACAAGUGAUGAAGAGGUCCCUCCGCUCUCAGGAGACAGCGAGGGGAAUCUGCUUCAACAAUCAUGCUUCCUCUGAUGGAUUAAGCUCGACCGUUCAAUCGGCGUUUGCACAGGUUCUACAAUGAGUUUUCCUCUGUUUUAAUACAACUAUUCAGACUAUUUUUGGUAUAAGUUCUAUGAGGUGCAAAUAAAAUAUUAAGUUCAUCAAAGGAUGCUAGCUAUCGACGAAGAAAAACGGGGGAAAAAAAAUAAUUUUAAAAAGUUUUAUUUUAAUAGAAAGAACGUUUAUUUUUACCAAGGAAUCAAGUCACAUGGGUACAAGAACUCAAAGGAUCAUGUGACUAGACGUGCAUGGUAGCAGAGGUGUCCAUUGUUAAUAUUUUUUUAUGAUUUCAGAUUUGUGUGUGUGUUUUUUUUCUUCUUCUUCUUCUUGCUUUUAUUUUCUUUGUACUGAACAUUUUGUUGUUUGAAGAGAUUUAUCGGCCGGACAUCCUGAGAAAGAUGUGUGUUUUUUUUUUGUGCUUGCAGUGUGAGUGUUGCUAUGGUGAAGUGUUACAUGUUUUCUCUUGUACAGUGUGUUUUGUCCUUUUGAUCUAGAAUGAUCUCUCUCUCUCUCUCUGUCUCUCUUUCUCAUACGAUUUGCCUUAAAUUCUUUCCAUACAGCUGUACAGGUAGCCUCCAGCAGAGGCUGAACCAGAGAAAGAGACAUAAAAAAAAUCAGCUAAGGCCUUGUAAAUCAGCUGAAUAGGGCUUUUCUUAGGAUCUAGCUAAUGAAAUUCGCUUUGCCUAGUUUAGGUGUUUUUGCUUUUUACUGAUCUUCAUAGAGCUUUUAGAAUAGAAAAUGUGUUGAGUGAUAAAUGGUGAUUGAGUUUAAAUACGAUGUAAUGUUUUUGUAAUCGGAGAGAUAAAGCCUCCGGUUGUUUGAAUGUGGUAGAAAUUCUGCUGAAUGAACACAUUUUUAAAUUGCCUUUUAGAUUAAAGAAGAAAAACGCUGUUGUAGUUUAGCUGAACAUGAACGUGUGGGUUGGGGGAGAGUGGUCUGACCAAGUCGUUGAGUUUUCCUUUUAAUUUUUUGUUUUGUUCUUGAGGGGUGGGGGGUUAUGUGGUCAGGCUCUCUGACAGAAUUUAAUUGUCUUUUUAAAAGUAUGCUUAUGAUUUCUUUCAGUUUUGAUGUUUUGAUGCAGACAGACGUGUUUUGUGAUUGUGUACAGAUGAAUUCAACUUUUAGCGGGAGUUCAGUGGAGGUUUCUAGAUGAGAUUGAUUUUUCUGCAGAUUUUCGUUUGUCUAGCUCUUUUUUUUUAACUAGGAAGCAAACAGAACUUGGCACUUUCAAUCAAAAGUUUACUUCACCAAAGACAGUGAGCUAGAAAACCGAUAUAAAGAAACGGAUACGAUAAUAUCAUCAUCUUCUCCCUGGGCAGGAUACAAUUCUAAGACUUUUUACUGGACUAGACUGCAAUUUCGAGAAUGUGCCUUUUUUGUAUAUAUGCAUCCAGCUGUCUUUAGUUGUUGUCAAGGUUUGGACACGUGCAUGAAGGAAGAUUCUGAUCCAACAAGUGCCACAAACAUCACUACAGAGCACACGAAACUGAAAUACGAAACUAGAACACGCAAAAAGGAGACGUUUGAAACUAUGAACUGAGCAGCACAGUGAUAUAUCUCUGCUAGGGUAAUUUUCAGCAUCUUUUUCUUUAUUAUUGUUUUUGUUUUCUUUUAAAAUCACAAUAGGCUUUAAUUUAGGCUUUAUUAGGUUGUCUUCCAACAGACUGUGUUUUGAACUGGUGGUCCUAUCGACCAAUUAUCUACCUCAGAGUUGCGUUCUCCUCUGUUUUGAUUGGCCGGGCUAGCAGGUUCAGCCCGCCCCCUCCAGACCAAACGGCUAGCUCUGGAGCUGCCCGCAUAUACACACUUGUUUUCUUUCAGGUUGUUUUUAAAAAUACUUUUGAUUUUAUUUCCUUCAAAACCAAUUUUUUAAAUGACGUUAUUGUAAGGAUAGAUGUGCGUUGAACGUGAUUUAGUCUUGUCUAGGCAUUCAGUUUCAUAGUUUCAAAAGCAAAACACUGCUGCUUUAAUCACAGGAUGUUCCGAUAGUCGACAAAAGACAGAAGGAGAGAAAUAAAGAGAAAGAGAAAAAUCCAAACUGAAAGUUGUGGUAUUUCUAGGAUCUGUGUUCCUGAGACAUCGCUACUGUUCAGUCCCAGUCCAGACUUUCAGCAGCACAAACCUUGCAGCUCUGCUCUGCUCUGCUGUGUGCGUAUGUGUGUGUGUGUGUGUGUGUGUGUGUGAUGUCUGAGACUGUAUGAUAGAUUUCAUGUGUGGGCAGAGUUUGAAGCAUGCUUGAGGUGUGUAUGUUCAUGUGUGUGAGUGUGUGUGAAUGAGUGGGUGGGCAGAGAUUGAAGGAUCCUUGACGUUUGUGUGUGUUGCGAGUGUGAGGCUGGAGACUGAAGAAUGCAUGAGCACGAGUCUUGUGUGGGCAACGCUGCUAGUAACACCUGAACCAAGUGCCAAUGUAUAGCUGGAUGAAAGAGAGGGAGAUGGAUAGAAUCGCUCAUGAACAUGAAACAUCGCAUACUAGACAGCCAUUAAGUUAUGAAAAAAAGUAAUAAUUUAUGAACAGAGAAGUUUUGUACAGACUGUUUGAAGAAAUAAAAAAAAAAGUUUUUCAUAGAGAUAUCUAUAUGAGAGUUAUUUUUAUUUUGUUUGUUUGUUUUACAUGUGCCACAAACUUGCCUGUGGUAAUUUGUCCGGUUAAAGAGAGACCUUCCUCUGUAUUUCUUUUUUUUUUCUGUGGUGUUUGUCAAAGCCAAAAAAACUUAUUUUUUUCAUUAGAUUGUUCCUUAAGCUUUAUUUCUGUUCAUUUCUUUGAAUUUUUUGAAUAAAAACUUAAAUUUG